Odontomachus brunneus is the source of this 1398-nucleotide messenger RNA. Its product is annotated as mitochondrial fission process protein 1. The transcript has 3 exons. Gene Ontology annotation, biological process: mitochondrial fission. The record is from RefSeq and is a predicted model, not a curated record. Lineage: Eukaryota; Metazoa; Arthropoda; Insecta; Hymenoptera; Formicidae. The coding region runs from base 278 to 778 and encodes 166 amino acids. Gene Ontology annotation, cellular component: mitochondrion.
UUCCCUAGACUCCGUUGGAUCUAUAUUUUUACUUCAUUUAUUCUGCAAGACAAUAUUCAGUUUUUCAAAAGCGGUACGUAAAUUGUUAUUUUAAGAAAUUUUUAAAUAUUUAUAAGAAAUAGAGAGAAGAAAGAUAUUUUUCGUAAUUGAAUAUAUCGCGGCUACGUCAUUGUGUCAAAAAUUGAUUUGACAUUGAGUGUUCUGAAGAGUCAUUGCGGCAAAUUACUGUAGGUUAUGUCAUCGUACGAAAGAUAGUUGAAAAACUGAGAAUUUUGUAAUGAAGAAUCAAGAAGAGGAAGUGGACCUAUAUCGGGACACAUAUGUCAGAUAUUUAGGUUAUGCAAAUGAAGUUGGGGAAGCGUUUAGAAGCUUGGUACCAAAAUCUGUUGUAUGGUUCAGUUAUGUAGUAUCAAGUGGAUAUGUACUUGCAGAUACUAUUCACAAGGGUACAAAUGUCUACAAGGUUGAUACCAGUCCACAAAAGAUUAAAAAUGUUCUGUUGUCUACAUCGGACACUUUGAUAUGGCAGGCUUUUGCAUCAGUGAUAGUGCCUGGUUUUACCAUAAAUCGAAUUUGUGCAGCGGUUCAGUUUGCACAGAGAAGAAGUACAACUAUGGUAUUAAGGAAACCUUGGAUCCCAACGAUUGUUGGCUUGGUGUCCAUACCUUUUAUAAUACAUCCCAUAGACCAUGCUGUGGAAAGGACUAUGGAUGUUACAUAUAGAAAGUGUACAGGAUACCAUCCAAAAGCGCCACUGUGUGGAAUAAAACACGAAUAAUGAAGCAUAGUUCAUUAGGAUAGGAUAUAUAGUGUGUCAUUAACCUGAGAGAGGUCAUAUUCAAAUCUAAGUAAAAUAUGUUCAGAUACAUGAAAGAAUGUACCUCACCUUUGACAUAAAAUAAUUGAAAGGCCUUAUUAUAAUACACAAUAUAUAAUAAUACAAAACAAUAUUAUAUUUUCUAAUCGAAUUCUAUUUUAUGGAAGGACAGAUGAGAAAUAAUUACAUUUGUCUGAAAGCCUUAUCAAAUCUGUCGAUCUUUUUAUACAACUCUGAAUAAUAUAAAAAAUACAAGAUAACAGUAUAUAAAAUAAACCGCCUAUUUAAAGAAAAAGCUUUACCAAUAUUAAAAUGCACCAAUUAAUAACAUAAAGUUGGUCUGAACCUUUGUGACCUCUCCUGGUUUAGACACAGUAAAAAGUAUUACUGCCUAUAUAUUUUAAGAUAGUAUAAUAGGCUACUGAAUUAGAAUACAUUGUUAAUUACAAAAAUGUUAAAUAUUUUUGUUAUAAUGUACAUUUUGUAUGUACAUUACAAUUUUAAGCGCUGUCUCGAGCGUACUGGAGUUUGGUGCCACUAUUGUUACACUUGUUGAAUAAAAUUAUUGGUUUUACAUUCCA